GCAACAGGGAAGAGGAGGAAGAAGAAGAAGGGAGGACGGAAGAAGAAGAAAAACGCUGGUGUUUCAAGAUGGAGCGGGAAACCCGGGAAGAGCAAGAGAUGGAUGUCGACAGACAAGUUGGCGAAGAGGCGGAUAGUCUCUCUCCUUCGGCUUUAAAACUGUACGAGACACAGUUUUUUGGCUUCACUCCCAAAACCUGCAUUUUACGGGUCUACAGCGCCUUCACCGAUUGCCUGUGCGACAUUUUACCCGUCGUGGAGAAAGUUUGUGUGAGGCAGCUGAGUAAAGGCGAGUCGGCCGGGGCCGACGACCUGCUCCGGUCCAGAGCCAGGGAAUGCAGUCUGAAACUGCAGGAGUUCCUCGAAAUGAAAUUCAAGCAGCUGUCGGAACGGAUGGAAACGCUGCUGGUCGACCGCUGCCUCUCCGUGCCGCCAAAUGUCCUGCUCCCGGAGGACCAGGCACACAAGGACUACCCCCAGCACAUACAGGAGGUGCUGAGGCUGGAGUCUUCGUUGGCAGACCUACACAGAACCUACGAAGCAGAGGUUUGUGCCCGACAGGCCCUGCUGGCCGAGCUGGAGGAGCAGAAGGAGGUGCAGAAGCAGCUGGACGGUAUUCUGACGUGGCUCAGGGAGCUGCAGGCAGCCUGGGUAAAGGAAGGUAACGGAAACUUCCAUGAAAGUUUCCAACUGGUGAUGGAAUCAGUAAAGAAACUGCAGGUGGCUAUUGCCAAGAUCAGCACCAACAUGCCUCACUGAACUGAACUCAAGUUUAAGUUUUCUAACAGGUAUUCCUCCAAAACUUUAGACGUUGUUUAUGUUUACCAUCUAUCUGGUGGAGACAAAUGGCUUCUGUUGAGACCUUAUCCAAGUUUAAAAAAAUAAAGAUUUUGUCAGUGUGCAGUGAUUACUGGCCACUAUUUGGCAUGAGAAUGGUGGUAUUGUCCAAACCCUGUGAAGAGAUUACUAAAACACAUUGUCAAACAUGCAUUAAUGGGUUUAUGAACACCAUUUUAAUCAUGAUAGACAGGUUUACAGACAGUCAAGGAUGUGCACAGCACUAGAUAAAACAUGUUUCUAUGUGUUGUUUUUCUUUAUUUAGAAAUAAUGCAGUUUGGAUAUAAAAUCAUUCAGAGCAGUGACCAGGUCGCUGGAGCUAACUGCUAACCCUGCGCUGUGUGACAAAUGGGACAUUUCCUUGUUAAGAGAAUGAAAAUCUUCACUCUGUUUUUGCAGUUUUAGCCAUGAAGUCAUGUUGAAAACACUUAGAAAAAUCAACUGGACUAGGUGUUUAGGUCAAAGACAUUUCACCUCUCAUCCAAGAG
This is a messenger RNA of Monopterus albus (swamp eel), 1324 nucleotides long. RefSeq names its product MIS12 kinetochore complex component (gene mis12). Gene Ontology annotation, biological process: mitotic sister chromatid segregation; mitotic cell cycle; kinetochore assembly. Lineage: Eukaryota; Metazoa; Chordata; Actinopteri; Synbranchiformes; Synbranchidae. Gene Ontology annotation, cellular component: chromosome, centromeric region; nucleus; MIS12/MIND type complex. The record is from RefSeq and is a predicted model, not a curated record. The transcript is spliced from 2 exons. The coding region runs from base 69 to 758 and encodes 229 amino acids.